CCGGAGGCUGGGAGGAAAGACAAACGAGAAGCAAUAACGAGGAGCUUCUCGUUAAAACAGGAACAUCCUUUAAAAAGCUGAGGAGUGGUGCGAGGUGGAGGUAACGAACUCAGAGUGAGAGUUAGCUGCUUGGCCAGAUUAGAUUAGAAAAGACAAAGAGUGUGUGUGUGUGUGUGUAUUUGUGUGUGUGUGUGUGUGUGAAAAUGAGAGACAGAGUGCAGCAAUUAGUCGUCUGACAUCCAGAGUUUCUCCUUCCAUUAGUCUGGAUGGGAGUGUUUAAUUAUAGCUGUGGCCCGUGGCUGUAAAACAUGGCUAACAUCAUGUUGUCUGUAAUAACAUUGUUCAACACAAACACACUUCGGCUCCCAUCUAAUUCCCAAAAAACUCCACAGUGAUCGUGUGAAAAUGCUGAGUCAGCAUGCAGGCUUUCCUGCCUCUUUGUUUUCCUCCAAAUGUUAAUCUGACAACUUCUGCACAUUUUUUACAUUUCAAAACCUUUGGCUCAUUCAGUUAACGGACGCCGUGAAGUUUGAUCUUAGUAACUUUUAUAUUUUGAAAUAUUUAACAUUAUUUACAAAUAUUUUUCCUAUAGAAAUAUAAUAAGAUCUCUUUAAUUCCUUCAUAUUAGUUUUCUAUAGAUUGUAAUUAACCGGUUUGCUGCUUUUAGCUUCUAGUCAACACUUCCGCUUCUAGCACAACUUCCAAUACUUCUAGGCAACCUAUGGCCACCUCUAGUCAACCUAUGGCCACCUCUAGUCAACCUUUGGCCACCUCUAGUCAACCUAUGGCCACCUCUAGCCAACCUUUGGCCACCUCUAGUCAACCUUUGGCCACCUCUAGCCAACAUUUGGCCACCUCUAGCCAACAUUUGGCCACCUCUAGCCAACAUUUGGCCACCUCUAGUCAACAUUUGGCCACCUCUAGUCAACCUUUGGCCACUUCUGGCCAACAUUUGGCCACCUCUAGUCAACUUUUGGCCACCUCUAGUCAACCUUUGGCCACCUCUAGUCAACCUUUGGCCACCUCUAGCCAACCUUUGGCCACCUCUAGCCAACCUUUGGCCACCUCUAGCCAACCUUUGGCCACCUCUGGUCAACCUUUGGCCACCUCUGGCCAACCUUUGGCCACCUCUAGUCAACCUUUGGCCACCUCUAGUCAACCUUUGGCCACCUCUAGCCAAGCUUUGACCACCUCUAGCCAACCUAUGACCCCCUCUAGUCAACCUUUGUUUCAACUCAGUUUCAGCUUCUUCAGUAAGUUUCAGCAGUCAUUCAGCUCUCAGCAGUUUCAGACAUUUUUCCUUUAAAUCUCAGAAGUAGGAUCAUAAAAUGAUUCUCGUUAUCUCAGCCUGCGGUCUAAUAAAUCAGAGAUUGAAGUUGCGUUGUGUUGGUUCAAUAUUGCCGGCACGGUCUAGACGUUUUACUGGUAAAUCACCGUUUUUUACAGCAGGUAUCAGAUAAUUCUGACAGCUGGUCAAUUGACAGACACCUCCACUGUCUUUCUGCUCUCUGCAAAUUGAAUUCACCUCAGUGC
Austrofundulus limnaeus is the source of this 1533-nucleotide messenger RNA. RefSeq names its product hyphally regulated cell wall protein 3. Bases 722 to 1306 code for a protein of 194 amino acids. NCBI's taxonomy places the organism in Eukaryota, Metazoa, Chordata, Actinopteri, Cyprinodontiformes, Rivulidae. The transcript has a single exon. The record is from RefSeq and is a predicted model, not a curated record.